This is a messenger RNA of Cyphellophora europaea CBS 101466, 1143 nucleotides long. RefSeq lists its product as uncharacterized. NCBI's taxonomy places the organism in Eukaryota, Fungi, Ascomycota, Eurotiomycetes, Chaetothyriales, Cyphellophoraceae. The coding region runs from base 1 to 1143 and encodes 380 amino acids. Gene Ontology annotation, cellular component: mannan polymerase complex. The record is from RefSeq and is a predicted model, not a curated record. Gene Ontology annotation, molecular function: alpha-1,6-mannosyltransferase activity. Gene Ontology annotation, biological process: protein N-linked glycosylation; cell wall mannoprotein biosynthetic process. The transcript has a single exon.
AUGCCCUACUUCGACAUGCGUCAACGCAGCAGCAGCGGGCGUACCUACAUCCUCGCCGCUGUCCUCUGCGUUGGCAUCCUCUAUUUCCUCAUCAGUCUCUCGUCUCCAUCCUCCAUUGACCCAUAUCAACUGGUACGCAAACGUAAGGCUGAUGCCGCAGCCCAGAAUCCACUGUCACCACCCACUUCCGCCUUUCGCAAACUACGCACCGCCGACCCCCCGGGCGUCCGUCGCCCUCCUCCCGUUGUUCAUUAUCAACUUAAUAACUUGACCGCAACGCCUAAUCCACUCCUCAAUAAUGAAAAGAUCCUCAUCCUCACGCCCCUAGCACGUUUCUACCAAGAGUAUUGGGACAACCUACUCAAACUUUCCUAUCCCCACGAGCACAUUUCCCUUGGUUUCAUCACGCCGAAAACACGGGAUGGCGAUGUUGCAACUGCCGCUCUGAACGAAGCCAUCAAGAUUACCCAGUCCGGUCCUGAGCCUCUUCGCUUCCAAUCCGUUACAAUCCUGCGUCAGGACUUUGAAGGCCUGAUCGCUUCGCAAGAGGAGCACGAACGACAUGCCCUCGCUAAUCAAAAAGCCCGUCGCGCCGCCAUGUCACGCGCACGCAACUCUCUCAUCUUCACCACCAUCGGCCCUUCGACCUCAUGGGUCCUCUGGCUAGAUUCCGAUAUCAUCGAGACACCUUCGACCCUCAUCCAAGAUCUCACAUCGCACAACAAGCCCAUAGUUGUGCCCAAUUGUUUCCAGCGUUACACCGACGAAGAGUCUGGCAAGCCGGCAAUCCGGCCUUACGAUUACAACUCGUGGCAAGACAGCGAGGUUGCGCGGCGGUUAGCGGCGCAGAUGAACAAAGACGAUGUUAUCCUAGAGGGCUAUGCCGAGAUGCCUACAUACCGCACGCUGAUGGCCAUGGUGAGCGAGAAGGAGAAUGGCGACCCCGAGAAGAUCAUUCCGCUGGACGGUGUAGGUGGGACAGCACUUAUGGUCAAGGCUGAGGUGCACCGCGAUGGCGCCAUGUUCCCACCGUUUGCCUUCUACAACCUCAUCGAGACGGAGGGUUUCGCCAAGAUGGCUAGCAGGCUGGGGUAUAAGAGCUGGGGGCUACCGAACUACUUGAUUUAUCAUUACAACGAGUGA